Tachysurus vachellii is the source of this 7188-nucleotide messenger RNA. It is a transcript of the gene ptprga, whose product is annotated as protein tyrosine phosphatase receptor type Ga. The record is from RefSeq and is a predicted model, not a curated record. The coding region runs from base 534 to 4757 and encodes 1407 amino acids. Gene Ontology annotation, molecular function: protein tyrosine phosphatase activity; protein binding. Lineage: Eukaryota; Metazoa; Chordata; Actinopteri; Siluriformes; Bagridae. Gene Ontology annotation, biological process: protein dephosphorylation. The transcript is spliced from 29 exons.
CUCUCUCACCCACCCUCCCUUUUUUCUCCCGAGCCUGUUUGAAAGUCUCCGCCACACUUCGGCCACUUCCUGGAUGGCGGAAUGGAGAGAUCUUCCAGCGCCGCUGCUGUGACUCUACCGUGUCUUGUGUUCCGGCGUGAACGCGUUGCGCGCUUCGCCUCCGUGCGCUUCCUUUGCUUUGGCCGCACGAUCCGCCGCCACAUCACGUCCACUCCAGUUUCCACGCGCGUCAUGUUUUUCCACGAGGACUAACAUCAGCGCCGUCUGAAGGGCUUUAACAGAAAGAAAGAAAGAAAGAAAGAAAGAAAGAAAGAAAGAAAGAAACAGAGGAAAGAGAGAGAGAGAAGGAAAAAAAAAAGAAAAACUGUUUCCUGGACAAACUUCAGAGCUUCAUUUUGCUUCUUGCGCAAAACAACAACAAAACAGCAGUUUGCUUUGUUAAGCCUUUGUUUGUUUGUUUUAAAACCGGACGUUUUUAGGAUAACACAAAGUCAACAGUUGCUCCGUGGCCGGCUGUCGAUGUGCGCUGUGCCAUGCCGAGGCUCGUGCAACCGGGUCGCUGCUGCUGCUGCUGCUGGAUUCUGGCUUUAACGCUGGCAGCCUGCGCGCUCCUCCGGGCCCACGCGCAUCCCGCACUGUCCGGAGGCGAUCAGGUGGAACGGCAUGGCUGGGCGACCGGGGACAGACACCGCAGAGCUGCUGAGGAACCAUACUGGGCAUACUCAGGGGCAUACGGACCAGAGACGGGAUGGGCGUCGGCAUAUCCGGCGUGCAAAGAGAGGAACCAAUCGCCGAUCAAUAUAGCUGACCAGGAUACCAGGGUCUCGAUGGAGUAUCAGGAGCUCAUCUUGGACGGCUUUGAAGCGGAAUCGUCUAACAAGACGUCAAUGAAGAACACAGGCAAAACUGUGGCCAUCCUGCUGAAGGACGACUACUUUAUUCAAGGUGCGGGUUUGCCGGGUCGCUUUAAAGCUGAGAAGGUGGAGUUCCACUGGGGUCAGAGCAACGGUUCAGAAGGCUCAGAGCACAGCAUCAAUGGCAGGAGGUUCCCCGUCGAGAUGCAGAUCUACAUGUACAACUCGGACGAUUUUGACAGCCUUAAUGCAGCCAUCAGGGAGAAGAGGGUCAUCGCCGCUAUGGCUGUUUUCUUUCAGGUUGGACAGAAGGACAAUCCUGCAGUAGACCCUAUAAUCCACGGACUGAGAGGAGUCGUGCAUCACGAAAAAGAGACAUUUCUCGAGCCUUUUGUGCUGAGGGACCUGUUGCCAUCUUCUAUUGGCAGUUAUUACCGCUACAUUGGCUCUCUCACUACUCCUCCAUGCAGUAAAGUAGUGGAGUGGAUUGUCUUCAGCCGGCCCGUCUUCCUGUCCUACAGACAGUUAGAGGCAUUCUACUCCAUCUUUACCACCGAGCAGCAGGACCAUGUGAAGUCAGUGGAGUACCUGCGCAAUAACGUUCGCCCGCUGCAGAGUCUGGACAACCGGGAAGUGUACAAAUCUGCCGUGAAAGACGCCUGGCUGCCAUAUCUGACUGAUCCCUACAGCACGGAGUCCUCCAAAGCCUGCAGCAGUGCUCCCAUCAACAUGCAAGUUCAGCCUCUAAAUAAAACAGCCCUGGUGGUGCGAUGGUCCCGUCCCGAGAUCACCUACGAUCCACCCAUCAUCAGCUACCUCAUCUCCUACAGCUGGACUCGAAACGACGAGGAGUACGAGGAGACGUAUGUCAAAGGCAGCGACCAAAAACUGGAGGCCGUUAUCAAGCCAGUUUCACCAGAUGUGCUGUAUCUCUUCCGAGUCCAGGCAGUGUGCUUGAAUGACAAACGCAGUGACUUCAGCCAGAGCAUGCUGAUUAGAGCAAAUACCACCAGAAUAUUUGAAGGGACGAGGAUCGUGAAAACAGGAAUGCCCACCGUGUCUCCCGCAUCCUCAGCCGACAUGGCUCCCAUUAGCUCUGGCUCAUCUACCUGGACUUCUUCGGGCCUGCCUUUUUCCUUCGUCUCUAUGGCGACUGGCAUCGGCCCCUCUUCCAGCGGUAGCCAGGCGACGGUGGCAUCCGUAGUCACCAGUACUCUCCUGGCAGGGUUGGGCUUCAGCGGCGGCGUCAUCUCAUCCUUCCCCAGCUCGGCUUGGCCCAGUCUCCGCCCCCCAACCCAAACCCCACCCACCACAGUGGAACAGGCUCCUCCCACAACCACGGCUGAAAACGCUCAGAACCAAGGCUCCGACGACAACGCUGGAGGAGAGAAGACAGUCAAGGCCGAAGGUGAGGAAGGUGAGAGGGAAGGUGAAGAAGAGGAAGAGAAGGAUGAAGAAGACGACAAAGGAGCAGAGGGUAAACCCGUGAAGAACGCUCCAGAUGACGUUCAGACGCAGGCGAACAGUGCAGCAGACCAGCAGCCUCCCACAACAGCACCCGACUCCACCGCCAAAGAGAAAGGGAGGAAAAAGAAUGAGGAGAAGGACAGAGUGAUGGCAUCCACUGAACCACAGUACACACAGACAGAGAGGACGGAGGACGAGGAUGAAGUCACUGUGACCCCCAGCACAGAGUCUGGAGUUAAGGGGAAUAAAACCGUGGUGCUUCAAGCCCCAGAAGCCCCUCCAAAGGGUGGGAAGGGCAGCAUGGGAGACAGGAGUCAGUGGCCCUUCUCCUUUCAUACAGAGCGGACUAUAAUCUCCAGUAUGCGCCCAGUUCCUGGUUCAGGCAGGAUGGAGUGGAUCAUUCCUCUAGUAGUGGUGUCUGCUCUCACCUUCCUCUGCCUCAUCCUCCUCCUCGCUGUACUCGUCUACUGGAGAAGGUGUUUCCAGACUGCUCAUUUCUACGUGGAGGACAGCAGUUCUCCACGAGUGGUGCCCAAUGAGAGUAUUCCUGUCAUCCCAAUCCCAGACGACAUGGAGGCCAUCUCUGUUAAACAGUUUAUCAAGCACAUAUCUGAUCUGUACGCCAACAACCAGCAUGGAUUCUCUGAAGACUUUGAGGAAGUGCAACGUUGCACAAGCGAUAUGAAGAUCACUUUUGAACAUUCAAAUCAUCCAGACAACAAGCACAAGAACAGAUACAUCAACAUUGUUGCAUAUGAUCACAGUCGAGUGAAGCUGAGGCCAUUAGCCGGCAAGGACUCCAAACACAGUGACUACAUCAAUGCUAACUAUGUGGACGGUUACAACAAGCCCAAGGCGUACAUUGCUGCUCAGGGUCCCCUUAAAUCCACCUUUGAGGACUUCUGGAGGAUGGUGUGGGAGCAGAACACAGGCAUCAUUGUCAUGAUUACCAACCUGGUUGAGAAAGGACGGAGAAAGUGUGAUCAGUACUGGCCGACGGAGAACAGCGAGGAAUACGGUAACAUUGUGGUGACGCUGAAGAGCAGCAAGGUGCACGCGUGCUACACGCUCCGCCGCUUCACCAUCCGCAACACCAAAGUAAAGAAGGGUCAGAAGGGCAGCGUAAAGAGUCGUCAGAGUGAAAGAACUGUAAUCCAGUAUCACUACACACAGUGGCCUGACAUGGGCGUUCCUGAGUACACACUGCCUGUGCUCACCUUCGUCAGGAAAUCUGCUGCAGCACAGACACCUGAGAUGGGCCCCAUGCUUGUCCACUGCAGUGCUGGCGUGGGCAGAACAGGAACCUAUAUUGUGAUUGACAGCAUGCUGCAGCAGAUUAAGGAUAAAGGCUCUGUCAAUGUGCUGGGUUUCCUUAAACACAUACGCACACAGAGGAACUACCUGGUUCAAACUGAGGAGCAGUAUGUCUUUAUUCACGAUGCCUUGUUGGAAGCCAUACUGGGGAAAGAGACGGAGGUGUUGUCCAGCCAGCUGCACAGUUACGUCAACAGCAUCCUGACUCCCGGUCGGAGCGGCAAAACACGGCUCGAGAAACAGUUCAAGCUGGUGACCCAGUGUAAUGCCAGGUUUGCAGAGUGUUUCAGCGCACAGAAAGACUGCAACAAGGAAAAGAACCGCAACUCCUCUGUCGUUCCAUCUGAGAGAGCGCGUGUCGGCCUGGCUCCACUUCCUGGAAUGAAAGGCACAGAUUACAUCAAUGCUUCUUACAUCAUGGGUUACUACCGCAGUAACGAGUUCAUCAUUACCCAGCAUCCUCUUCCUCACACCACUAAAGACUUCUGGAGGAUGAUCUGGGACCAUAACGCGCAAAUCAUCGUCAUGCUUCCCGACAACCAGGGGCUGGCUGAGGAUGAGUUUGUUUACUGGCCGAGUCGAGAAGAAGCCAUGAACUGUGAAGCUUUCACCGUCACGCUUAUUAGCAAAGACAGACUCUGCUUGUCCAAUGAGGAGCAGAUCAUCAUUCAUGACUUUAUCCUGGAGGCUACACAGGACGACUACGUGCUGGAGGUGCGUCAUUUUCAGUGCCCGAAGUGGCCCAACCCGGACGCACCCAUCAGCAGCACGUUUGAGCUCAUCAACAUCAUUAAGGAAGAGGCCAUGACCCGAGACGGACCCACCAUAGUGCACGACGAGUACGGAGCGGUAUCGGCGGGAAUGUUCUGCGCUCUCACCACGCUGAGUCAGCAGCUGGAGAACGAGAACGCCGUCGGCGUCUAUCAAGUGGCCAAGAUGAUCAACCUCAUGAGACCUGGAGUCUUCACCGACAUUGAGCAGUAUCAGUACCUUUACAAGGCUAUGCUUAGUCUGGUGAGCACUAAAGAGAACGGAGUCGGUCCUGUGUCCAUAGAUCGAAACGGCAGCAUGGCCCUGUCUGACGAAUCGGACCCUGCCGAGAGCAUGGAGUCUCUCGUCUGAAGCUCCACCCAACACACACACACACACACAUACUACAACAACACACACGCCAGGAGGCGCCUAACUUACUUUGUAAAACUUCAAGGACUAAGACAGACUUUUUUUCUGAGGCCUUUUUUGCCAGAACUCUUGGUUAAACGAAUAACCCGAUUACUUUUUUACACUGAUAAAAAAAAAAAUCUUUUGAUAUUUAUUUUUUUUUUCGCCAUUUUAUGUCUUAAUGUUAUCCUACUGAACAUUUGCACCUCUGUUUUUGAGUUCACGACAAACAAACGAAACACACUUCUGUCUAGUUUGCACUAUGAAAAUAUCAGUGUUACUGCCUACUUCAGUCCUACGCUCUCUAUUUUUUCAUCUUUAUUUUGGAUUUUUCCACCACUACCAGGUUUCGACAUUCCAUCAUAAAGCUCCACUCGACGGCUUCGGAAACAAUCGUGGAACGAUUUAAAGAUUCAAGACGAUGUUCUUUAACGUUGGGCGUCAUCGACAAACGAUACCGGAUUUCUGCGCUUCGUUUCAUUUCUACACCAUAAAGGAUUUCUUGUUUUUGUUUGUUUGUUCUUGUUGUUGUUUUUUUUGCAUUAUAUGCAUCUUAUAAGCCUGUUAGACUCAUUAACUUUCUGCAGGUGGUAUUACAACAGCUACUGUGAACUUUAUUCUUUUUAUUUUUAAUUUUUGAAUGAUUCAUAUUAUGCUUUUAAUAUAUAUAUGAAUAUAUCGUAUCUCAUUAUAACUUGUGGUUUUGUAAAAAAUGUUAACCGUCAUAAGCAACUGGUUUCUUGCAGGCUUGGUUCAAUGGUUUUGCCUAACGCUUCUGAAUAGCAGUCCAUGUCCUCUCUAGCACCCCCUGCUGGUUUUCUUUACUUUACUCUGCAGGCUGCUGCUAUAAAUGAUCUGAUUUCUGCUCGAAUGGGGAAAUUCUAGUCAUUCUCGCUUUAGCGUCGGUUAUUUCCUUUAUAAUUUACACUGCGUUCUGUUUCCUGCGUACGUGAUGUGCAUCGGUCAGGUCUCGAUGCCUUUUGUAAAGUCUGAGCUCAUCUCUGCAGGUGUGUGACGUAAGAGUGUGUGUCGUGUGUGUGUGUGGUGCUGAGUCACAUUUACUUAACAUUUCUAUCAACUGUUCCAGGAGGAAACGCAGACUGUAUACAGGUCAUGUUCCUCACGUCCUGCCUCUGUGUCUCGAAGUUCUUUCUUAUCGCUUAUUUCAUGAUAAAUCAAGAGAAGGGUGUGUGUGUGUGUGUGUGUGGAUGGUGUGUAUCGUGUCCGAGCAGCACAAUGAUGUCCUUGUUAACACACCAGAUACCCAACAGCUGCAGGUGGAAGGUUCGAUUUGUCAAGUUUUACCAAAGACUUCAACUCAACAUUUCAUUCCCAUAUGGCAAAUUUACAGUGUGUGUGUGUGUGUGUGUGAGAGAGAGAGAGAGUGAGAGAAAUUUCAUGAGGCUGAGGUCCCAACUUGGUUCAUUUAGCACUUUUCCAAUUUUAUGAAAAAGAUCAACAGAGACACAGUAAAAAUGCAGAUUUUUUAUUAUUUUUCUUUCUUUUUUUUUAAUUAUUAUUAUUUUUUUUAGGAAGAUCUGAAAAAUUAGUGCUUUUGCAAUGACAAGCUCAAGACUUUGAUACCACAUCCUUAAAAGGCACUGAGGUUGUUAAUUUUGUGUCCUUUCCAAAAAAAAAAAAAAAAUACAAACUUUCCUUCUUUGAAUUUUUCAUUUUUAACUUAAUUUUUAAUCCGCCCUUUUUUCUGAUGUCCAUCUUCUCGUGUCGAGCCUUUGCUUAUAUGCUGCAAUUUAAACAGGAAUUUGUAUCUUUAUCCUCUUUUUUUGUCUUUGUAUGUACAUAUUAUUUUGCUUGUCCGUCGAUCGGUAUUCUUCACAUUAUACCCUGGUGUAUGUUUAUAGAAUUUUAUUUUCAUAUAAAGCCGACUCCGAAUCUCAGCUCAGCUCUCUGGAUGUUUUGUGCAAAAAAAAAAAAAAAAAGUAAAAAAAUAAAAAAAUAAAAAAAUAAAAUAAAAACAGAGAGAGAGAAUAACCCAGUGCGUUGUUCAUUCACCGAGCGACUGACGUCUCAUGCCUCAUAUACCACAAGGCAGUGAUUGUGAUAUUCUCUUAUUAUUUUGUUGAUUGUUUUGCUUUUCAUUUCAAUAAAUGAGUUUUUUUUUGUUUUGUUUUUUUUUUUAUAUUCUGAGGGUGUCAUAGGCAAGCUCCACUGAUUAUGUUUCCCUCAUUCUCUUCUGUAAUGCAGGCGGGUGUUGUUCGACAUCAUGUACCCUGUUUUUGGCAUCUGGAAUACCACAAAACGAAGGAAAAAAAUGUGUUUUUCUUGUUUUGUUGAAAGCUAUAUCAAAGCAUUCUAUUAUAGUGUUAUUUAAUAUGUAAAUUGUAUUGCUAUACAUAAAAUAAAAUAUGGGUUUUGAUGUACUUUAAGCAUA